Molecule: messenger RNA, 1555 nt
Organism: Argiope bruennichi
Lineage: Eukaryota; Metazoa; Arthropoda; Arachnida; Araneae; Araneidae
Product: forkhead box protein D3-like
Exons: 1
Coding region: 89-1264 (391 amino acids)
Biological process (GO): anatomical structure morphogenesis; regulation of transcription by RNA polymerase II; cell differentiation
Molecular function (GO): RNA polymerase II cis-regulatory region sequence-specific DNA binding; DNA-binding transcription factor activity, RNA polymerase II-specific
Source: RefSeq, a predicted model, not a curated record
UUGCCGUGCGAUUUCCUUGUGGUUCCUUCACUGCGCGGGUGGAAUCAGAGCUGAAACUGUGUGUUCCCACGCUGGUGUCAGUGGGCCAAUGCGCUUUCACAUGGCCUCAGAGCCGGGCCCUCGCAGCCAGGCGAUCUCGUUGACCAACGGGAACUUAAUGAUGGACAAUGUCCAGCACGGAGCACUCGUGCCUCGUCCAGGAUAUAUUCCUUCUCAAGAUCUCAUGUGUUCCCCGCUGAUGACUAUGCCUCCACAUGAUUCCAAGCUGGAUGCUUUAGUUUCGGUGGACUCAGACAGUAGCCUACAAGAUAGUGAUUUUGAUGGGGGUGGUGUUGCCGAAGCGGACACGACGGACACUUCCACCGAUCCAUCUUCAAAACGUCAGGACAAUAACACAGAUGAAUCUAACUCCACGAAAGGUAAAGGACAUUUAGUGAAACCCCCUUACUCCUACAUAGCAUUAAUCACAAUGGCUAUUUUACACUCUUCGGAGAAAAAACUCACCCUUAGCGGAAUAUGUGAAUUCAUAAAGGGAAGAUUCCCAUACUAUCGCGAGAAAUUUCCAGCAUGGCAGAAUUCCAUAAGGCAUAAUUUAAGCCUUAACGAUUGUUUUGUAAAAAUUGCCCGGGAGCCCGGUAAUCCUGGUAAAGGAAACUAUUGGACCCUCGAUCCCAUGUCAGAAGACAUGUUCGACAAUGGAAGUUUUCUGAGGCGACGCAAGCGAUACAAGCGCCAGCAAACUUACCCUCUUAAGGAUCCAUCUGCUUUCAUGGCUGCAACUCUGGACCCAUACCGACAUGGGCUCUUUGCCGGACAUCCCAACUUGGCUUUAGGAUAUCCGUACAUGCCACACAUGCCGCCGCCUGUGCCCCUUCUGACACCCCAGGACUUGGCAAGGGUCACUUUGCAUCCCAUAAACUUAGGAGCAAUGCCCAAUCCCAUGGUCACUCCUGUGUGUACUGGGCCACCGGCUAUUUUCGAAAACCCCAGUGACGUCACCUCAACCUCUACACAGUGCCCGAAGGCGAUGACUUCCAAACCGAGCUUUUCCAUCGACAGGAUAAUUGGCGAAUCCAAAUCUCCAGAUGUGAAACCGGAGAUGCUGACUUUGCGCCCUAGUGUCCCUCUUCUGUCCCGGUCGCCCCUGGAUACGGCGUUCGCCAGCUGUCCCGGUUCUACAUUGAACGCUUUUGAAAAGUACCGCCAGUACUUGCAAACGAUCAGUUCCAAUGCCAUGGAUGCCAAUGGAACGUGGUCACGAUGACCGCAAUUCCAUUCUCUAUCCCCACCUCAGUAGUGAUACCACAUAUAGAGAAAGCACAAAUGUGUUCUAGGCAGUGGGAAGAUCUUCAUUUUCUUGUUAUCAUCCAUAGAUUUCAUUCAAACUCCCAUCCCGUUUUUACCAAGUAUUCCAUUUCUAACUGUCAAUCCAGUAUGAAAACCAUUCCUUUAAUUUUCAUCGAAUCCUAACUCUUAUAUUGAAAUUAUGAAAGGAAUGAAAAAUAUAACAACGAACUCUUUAAAUCAGUUUGCAGCUAACUUUUUUAAAGGUCUC